Molecule: messenger RNA, 2417 nt
Organism: Ostrinia furnacalis (Asian corn borer)
Lineage: Eukaryota; Metazoa; Arthropoda; Insecta; Lepidoptera; Crambidae
Exons: 2
Coding region: 620-2410 (596 amino acids)
Molecular function (GO): nucleic acid binding; RNA-DNA hybrid ribonuclease activity
Source: RefSeq, a predicted model, not a curated record
UCAAGAUCCAAUCAGCGUGGAGGAACAAAAUAGAACAACAAACAAGCUCGACUGGGUUACGGCUAAAAGAGUAGUGGAUGAGACUAAGGUGAGAUGGGCAAUCGGGAGCUUUGAACCAUACAAGGCACCAGGCCCAGAUUCGAUCUACCCAAUUCUCUUGCAGCAAGGAAUCUCCAUUCUGAAUCCUCAUCUAUGCAGGUUAUACAAAGCCUGCAUAGCAUUUGGAUACAUACCUAAGGUAUGGAGAGAAGUCAAAGUGAUCUUUAUACCUAAACCAGGUAGACCGGAUUACAACGACCCUAAGGCAUAUAGGCCAAUAAGUCUACAAUCUUUUCUUCUCAAAUCGCUUGAAAAACUUGUAGAUAAGUACAUAAGACAAGGACCACUAAAAAGAUUUCCUCUACAUGAGCUACAAUGUGCAUACCAGGCAGGGAAAUCUACAGAAACUGCGCUACACUAUGUAACCGGCAGGGCGGAGGCGGCUCUUGAGAGUAGGGAGGUUACUGUUGGGACAUUUGUCGACAUAGAGGGGGCAUUUGACCGCACUACCUUCGUCUCUAUAGGAGCUGCUGCUUCUGACCACGGGGUACCACUACCUCUAUGCCGGUGGAUAGACUGUAUGCUUAAAGGCAGGAUUAUUCAAUCAGAACUGCAAGGAGAGUGCAUGAGUGUAAGGACUGUCAAGGGCUGCCCGCAAGGGGGGGUACUCUCACCCUUGCUAUGGAGCCUGGUCGUGGACUCACUACUUGUGAAACUUAACAAAGGACCACUCUACACGGUUGGAUAUGCAGAUGAUUUGGUAAUUAUGGUAAGGGGCAAGUUCCCAACUAUUGUGACAGACAUCAUGCAAAGAGCCCUCAACACACUGGAAGAGUGGUGUGACAAAAACCACCUCUCGGUGAAUCCGGGAAAAACGAAUGCUAUUGCAUUUACAAAAAUGAGAAAUACAACAGGGCUAGGACAUCUCUACCUUUAUGGUAAACAGAUAACCUGGACCAAUGAAGUGAAAUAUCUAGGGGUAAUCCUAGAUAAGGAACUUACAUGGCGUAAACACCAAGAUACGGUCAUAGCUAAGGCUAUGAGAGUGCUGGGAAUGUGUCGUGGUGCAUACGGGAAGACAUGGGGACUUAGUCCCAGAGUGAUGAGGUGGAUCUAUAUAACUAUGGUGAGACCAAUAAUACUUUAUGGCAGCAUUGUCUGGUGGCCUAGAAUUAGGUUACAGACGUGCAGAACGGCACUGGGCAAAUUGCAAAGAACUGCAUGCCUAGCAAUAACGAGUGCGUUUAGAACUACGCCAACUGCAGCAUUGGAGAUUAUUCUGGGAUUGCCCCCACUGCACUUGGCGCUAGAAGUAGAUGCAAGGAAGGCGCUGCACAGACUGAAGGGGGCGGGACUUUGGAGUACAUCCAAACCUUGCACCAAGCACACAAGGAUGGGGAGCGAUCCUCAAUUAGAUGCAAUAAUGGACAUGGGUUGUGAUACAAUGCAGCCUAGGUACAUGUUUAGCAAGGAUUUCAAAGUGUCUAUACCAACAAGGGAAGACUGGAAAAGAGGACUAAAACGUCAACAAGACAGCCUGAUCUGGUAUACUGACGGCUCCAAGAUGAACUCAGGAACAGGAGCGGGCGUCUACUCCAAACAAUCUGAGCACAGUGAAAGCUUAGGGAGGUUUGCAACAGUGUUUCAAGCUGAAACCUAUGCUAUAAUCAUGUGCGCAGUAAGGAAUAUAGAACAGGCGCAUAAAAAGCGUGACAUUUACAUAUUAAGUGACAGUCAGGCAGCACUCAAAGCCAUUGCCUCAGUGAGGGUUGGAUCCAGACUCGUUCUGGAGGCAAUCUUGGCACUGAAUAAACUUGGAAGGCACAACAGGGUGACCCUCAUGUGGGUACCUGGACAUACUGGAAUCGAAGGCAAUGAGAGAGCCGACAGUCUAGCGAGACAAGGGUCAGAGGCGGCACCUAUUGGGCCAGAGCCGAUAGUGCCCUUAUCUAUGAGCACUUUACACAUGGCCAUGAGGCAAUAUAUAUCCAGGAAGCACAGAGCUGAAUGGGAAAGCUCCAACGGUAUGAGCCACUCCAAACUAUUCCUAGUUGGAAACACAAGAUCAUGGGAAAAGCUCAUACUCAAUGGAAACAGAAGGCAAGCCCGAGUGAUCACGGGUGCGCUGACAGGACACUACACUACAAACCACAUGCUCCACAAAAUGGGCCUAACUACGGAUGACAGCUGUCGAGCAUGUGGAGAACAUGCGGAGUCCAUGAAACACCUACUGUGCGAAUGUGACGCGCUAGCUAGAACUAGAAUGGGUCUCCUGGGGUCGGCUUAUCCGACACCAGAAGAAUAUAGGUCCUUCUCACCCAAGCUCUUAAUCCACUACAUGGAUAGGAUCUUUGCGGAUGAGGGGGGAUAAAGGUAUA